GAAAGGGAGCCUGGUAGCGGCUGUAACCACAACCACAAAAAAAAAAAAAAAAAAAAAAAAACAUUAUUGAAAAAAAUUAUUUUCUUCUAUCUGGUUGCCGCCGCUGCCGUGGCCGCUGCUCUCUCUCUAUCAAUAAUUUUAACUGAUUUAAAAAAAUCUAACAAAACGGAUAUCUAUAAGGAUAUUGAUUGGAGUACUGAUAAAAUGACCACCACUGGCGGCGGUGUUGGUGUUGGUGCUAGUCGCUUUAUGGCUUACUCUCCGUCUCCAUCAGCUCCUCACUCCCCUCAUAUCUCUGGUCUUCGUUCAUCGGCAGCUUCCUCUGCUCUCGUAGUCGAGCAAGAAAAGUAUUUGUCGGAGUUGUUGGCAGAGCGUCACAAGAUUAUUCCAUUUAUGCCUGUGCUUCCUAAUAUCUAUCGGCUGUUGAACCAAGAAAUAUUGCGUGUAACUACACUGUUGGGGAAUGCAUCAGUUUUAGGUCAAAGUGGGCUUGAACAUGCUAGUCCUCUGUCUUCUGGAGGAAUAUUUUCAAAUGGAGCAGCUGAUGCAAAUGGAUGGGCAUCACGGUUUCAAUCAGAAAUGUCAGGUAUGUUGCAGCCCUCAUCAGCACAAAACUGGCUGAGCUCUCAAGGUAGCUCAUCCGGUCUUAUUGCUAAGAGAACUAUUAGAGUGGAUAUUCCUGUCGACAAAUAUCCUAAUUAUAACUUUGUUGGGCGCCUUCUUGGUCCUAGGGGGAACUCCCUUAAGCGAGUGGAAGCUAGCACAGAGUGCCGUGUCCUGAUCAGAGGCCGUGGAAGCAUUAAGGAUCCAGCCAAGGAAGAAAUGAUGAGAGGGAAACCGGGGUAUGAGCAUCUCAAUGAACCUCUCCACAUCUUAGUUGAGGGUGAAUUGCCAGUUGAGAUUGUUGAUGCUCGGCUAAUGCAGGCAAGUGAGAUACUCGAAGACUUGUUGAAGCCUGUGGAUGAAUCACAGGAUUACUACAAGAAGCAGCAACUGAGAGAGCUAGCAAUGCUGAAUGGUACACUUCGUGAGGAAGGUUCUCCUAUGUCAGGUUCUGUCUCCCCCUUCAACAACAGCCUUGGUAUGAAGAGGGCUAAGACCAGGGGGUAAUGGAUUCUUGAACCUAGUGGGCUCUUGGAGCUUGUUUACUAGUUCGGCCAGUGAUCAGCGGUUCUGACAGCGGAGGUGUUCCUGUGUCAGCCAAUGCUCCCAACUGCCAUCGGGGCACUGGCACUGUCUUGUGCCAGUUCUAACUUGUUUCUAUAUGAGGUGUGUUUAUCUUGUGUUUGGGGAAGGUUUAAUGACAGUGUCGCAUGUUAAGGGACAGUUCAGUUGGGGUUUUGCGUUUGUAUGUUGCUUUAGGCAGUUUGGAAUCAAAGGUUGCCAAUGUAUUAAAAUAGGGCCUUACUAUAUAAGCUUGUGAUGACAGUUGAUGGGCAUUUGUGUGAGAAAGUUGACGUAUAUUUUGUAUACAGUAAUGAUCAACAAGUCUACCCAAAUGCACCUCAGCUGGGUUGGAGUGUUGUCCUAGUAAGUGUAGACUGUACUCGAAUUUGUCGAAGGCAUUCUUUGUCGUCUCCUACAAUAAUUGUAUUUGCCGUCUUGCCCCCUUC
Molecule: messenger RNA, 1613 nt
Organism: Populus trichocarpa (black cottonwood)
Lineage: Eukaryota; Viridiplantae; Streptophyta; Magnoliopsida; Malpighiales; Salicaceae
Product: KH domain-containing protein At5g56140
Exons: 7
Coding region: 205-1110 (301 amino acids)
Biological process (GO): regulation of mRNA splicing, via spliceosome
Cellular component (GO): nucleus
Molecular function (GO): mRNA binding
Source: RefSeq, a predicted model, not a curated record